Molecule: messenger RNA, 2324 nt
Organism: Ornithodoros turicata
Lineage: Eukaryota; Metazoa; Arthropoda; Arachnida; Ixodida; Argasidae
Product: nose resistant to fluoxetine protein 6-like
Exons: 15
Coding region: 93-2237 (714 amino acids)
Molecular function (GO): acyltransferase activity, transferring groups other than amino-acyl groups
Source: RefSeq, a predicted model, not a curated record
CGAGGACAGGAAACAAAGCACAGAGCUCGCAUUGCUGAGCUCCGACUGACUCCAGGAUAGCGCUACAGUCCAGUAGUACGCGCGAGACGACGAUGGAGACAUCGGCAAGCCAUGCGGUACUGCUGUGUUUCGGUCUCGCCUUCGGGUUCUUAAUGGUAGAUGCGAACACAGUGCGAACGCAAAGUCUGGAAGAGGACGUUGAAGGCAUCAUUCAAGAGCUUACGAAGAAAAUUAUGCCGCUGGCUUCUGAAUUAGCUGGGGAUGAAAAUCUCAGUCCACGAUGUGCGGCUAGUCUGAUGAAGACCUUCAUGGGGUUGAGGACUGGCGAUGCUUGGGCGUUAAGAAUGAUCCUUGCCAACGGUCUAGUAGCCAACAACAUGAUGGAGUUCGGCUUUACGAACCUGGGUGGCUACGAACAGUGCUUGAAGACGACGGUUCGCUCGAAGGACAACGACGUCAUCUUCAAGGGCCAGUACUGCACCUUGCUCUACCGCCUUCCCUACGACUUCACCAUCAAUCUCAUCAAACGCUUCCAGAAGAUUGGAGAAAUGCACGGUCGAGCCAACAUGCUAGAGUACCCGGACGACGUCCGUUCUCGAAUGCCUUCGUUCCGGUGCGGAAUAUGCAUCCCUUCCGCCUGUACGCAGGAAGAAGCAAAUUUCCUGGCAAGCUACGCGGUAACACGGUACGGCGCUAACGCAACUGUGAACGGGUGCCGCACCGCAGACCCCAAGAAGGUCCACACGAAACACCUCAUUAGCAUGGUCGUACUGGGACUGCUGUUCACGUUCGUUGCCCUAGGUACCUGCGUGGAACUGUGCCUCUCACGACGGGACGUCUCCAACGGAAAGAAACCAACAUACGGUACACUUACUAAGGUGGUGUUGGCCUUCUCGGCCAUCUCGAAUAGCAGGCGGUUGUUUAACAUGCAAACCAGAAAAGGCAGCGAACCUCUGCAAUUCUUGAACGGUCUCAAGUUCCUUAUGGUUCUCUGGGUCAUACUGGGACAUACCUACAUCGUCAAUCAGCUGGAGUACUACCACUCCAUUUACAAGAUGUGGGAAAUCACGGACCAGAUUCCAUUCCAGAUAGUCAACAAUUCAUUCUUCAGCGUCGCUACCUUCUUUUGCAUGAGUGGCUUCACGUUAACUUUCGGUAUCUGCACCUUCCAAGAGGAACUAAAACGACGGAACCUCAUCGCCGUCUAUUUCAUGGCGUGUUUUAGGAGGUACAUUAGACUAGUUCCUCCCGCUCUGGUGAUCGUGGCCAUUGGGAUCCUGCUUCCGCUCGUCGUGGACGGUCCAGGGGACUGGGACAACUUCGCCAUCCUUACGGCAUCAUGCCACAAGAACUGGUGGACUGUAGCCCUCGCUGUCGUCAACUGGAGAUCUGUUCUCGAAGGCUGUCUGCAGCACUUGUGGUACAUCUCAGCGGACUUACAGAUCUUCGUCGUGGUAGCGAUGCCACUGGGACUUCUCUUUGUGAAGUAUCCGAAGUUCGCGACUGUAGUUGCUGCCUCUGUUGUCAUCAGCUUCUGCAUCAUAGUUUCGUACCAGACGUACGCUUGGGGACUCCUCUUUUCCUUCACAACGGGCUCACCAGACCUGAAACGUGUGGCGGAUACGCUGGAAUUUAUUUACUUCCGACCCUUCGCGCACGUUAGCACCUAUGUCGCAGGGAUGAUCGGCGGUUACUUAGCCUUCAAGCACAGGAACGCCUCCAUCAACUGUCGGAAGCAAGUUCUUCUGUGGCUGACGGCCAUCGCGCUCAGUUCAUUCGUCAUCUUCGUGACGACACCGUGGAACCGUCAUGGUCCACCGGGGCAACUGGUCAACGCCCUGUACGGAGGCUUCAACAGAGUGGUGUGGGCCAUUGCAGCCAAUCUACUUCUCUUUGCGUGUGCAACAGGGAAUGGAGGAAUCGUCAACAGCUUCUUGUCGCUAUCAGCGUUCAAGGUUCUGGGUCGGCUCGUCUUUGGGAUAUACCUGGUGCACGUCGUUUUUCUUCUGGUCCGAAUGGGACACUCCAAGACGCUCUUGCACAGUGAACAGUUCUUUCAGAUGUUGCACUUCUUCGGUUUCACGGCCAUGAGCAUUAUUUGCUCCUACGUGCUGAACCUGAUGGUUGAAUCCCCGGUGACAGUCCUCGACCAAUUGAUGUUCGCGAAGACGGAUGCGCCCAAGCCGACGGAAAAGCCCAAGGAGAAUGGUAGCGAAUGCGAAAAGUCACGAUUAUGAAACUACAUGUUCAGAAGAAUUCCCACUCUGUGUGUUAUGUUCUGGAAGUGCGAAAGAACAAACAAUAAAGAUACGAUGCAAAAUUAA